AUGAGCCAGCUGAAACCUCUGAACCACCACCAAAAUCGCCAACAACAAAAACAACAACUGAAACUGACAUCCAGCCACCUCAGCAGCCAUCUGAGCAGGGAUCAUGAUGGUGUCGCUGAUACCACUGAGCCAACCGGGCCAGAUCAUGAUGGUGUCGCUGAUACCGCUGGGCUAACCGGGCCAGAUCAUGAUGGUGUGGCUGAUACCGCUGAGCUAACCGGGCCAGAACAAGAUGGUGUCGCUGAUACCACUGUGCUAACCGGACCAGAUCAUGAUGGUGUCGCUGAUACCUCUGAGCUAACCGGGCCAGAUCAUGAUGGCGUCGCUGAUACCACUGUGCUAACCGGGCCAGAUCAUGAUGGAGUCGCUGAUACCGCUGAGCCAACCGGGCCAGAUCAUGAUGGUGUCGCUGAUACCACUGUGCUAACCGGGCCAGAUCAUGAUGGUGUCGCUGAUACCGCUGAGCUAACCGGACCCAAACCAACCAAGCAAAGGCAGACCAAAUAA
Molecule: messenger RNA, 507 nt
Organism: Mizuhopecten yessoensis (Yesso scallop)
Lineage: Eukaryota; Metazoa; Mollusca; Bivalvia; Pectinida; Pectinidae
Exons: 2
Coding region: 1-507 (168 amino acids)
Source: RefSeq, a predicted model, not a curated record